Aegilops tauschii subsp. strangulata is the source of this 3944-nucleotide messenger RNA. RefSeq lists its product as uncharacterized. The record is from RefSeq and is a predicted model, not a curated record. NCBI's taxonomy places the organism in Eukaryota, Viridiplantae, Streptophyta, Magnoliopsida, Poales, Poaceae.
ACAUUUUAUCCUCUUUUUUGUUGCAAUUGAGUAGCGUAGUCUGCCGUGUAGUUUCGCUGACUCCAACCAAUUGAUGGCAUUUCAGGUGAAUCGGUGCUUGCAUUCUUUGAAUCUUUGCACUGCAUCACAUGUAUGCAAACUGCAUGCUGGAUAUAUUUCCUCCAUGGCUGCUUGCGGGGUUCUUACUUUUAUGUUUUUCAUGAAAAAGAGAAGAAGAGAAAGAAAAAAAAAUCUGUGAGUCCCUCCCUCCGACACACCUUUCGAUAUUGCUUGGAAUCCAGGCCCCACCCUGCUUUUCUUUAUUCAAAGAAAAAGAAAAAGAGGAAAGGAAAGGAGGAAGAAGCAGACAGCUCAAUCUUUAUUCUUUAAGUAACUCGAGCCUCAAGCAAAGCACCAUCUUAGCUUUGUCCAAAACUAAAGCCAAAGAAAGAAGCAACACAGGCAAGACCAUCAAAUCUUGAUCCAUAUAUUGUUCCUCCUUCAUCUGACAUGAGCCUACUGAUUAAGGUGGGAGCUGCAAUUAAACAUCUUGAGCUGCAAAUUUGAUCGAUGGGUUAGAUUUGUGGAUCUUCUUGUCGUCAUGCCUCGAAAGAAGAUUGGUCCGGAGACCGUCGAAGAAGCGGUGCACCAGAUAAUCCCUUAUCUAGAGGAUAUGAGCAGUACUGCACACAAGGCCAUCUAUUAUGAUGGAUGGCGUGGGUUGUCUGCUUCGGCGGUGCUUAGAGCCAUUGCUCAAGACCCUCCGCCAUCUCUGUUGAAGAAAUUCAACAAGAUUGUCCACGUCGAUUGCUCGAGGUGGAAAAGCCGAAGAGCACUCCAAAGGACAAUCGCACAAGAACUGAAGCUUCCUCAGCGGGUAAUGGAUAUUUUUGAUAGGCAAGAUGAAGAAGAUAAUUUCAGUGGGAUAGAUGAAGGCUCAAGAGCUGAAAUAGUAUUUAUUGGGAAAGAGAUCCAUCAAGUCCUUACAAGUCACAAAUGUUUAGUGAUUUUUCAUAAUGGAAGCAAUGAUAUGGUUAAUUUAAAUGCUUCUGGCAUUCUUCAAGGAGAUUUUUUUGAUACUAAGGUAUUGUGGACAUUUCGAGGAAGGUUUCGGCUCAGCCCAGGAAUUAGUGAGAAGGCGGAUGAUUCCCAUCUUUUUAUUUGUUCUGAGGAUCUUGGUUACAAGUGGAAUCUUUUGCUUAAAGAAGAGGCUAGAGAAAUUGAUGGGUACACAGAUAAGCUUGGCGAAACAGUUGAGGAGUGUUGCUUGUAUCUGCUGGCAUUAAAUUCUCAGGGAGGCAAUAUCAUGGACUACAAUUGGGCCACUCAUGCUUCGAGCUAUUGGGUUUGUGAUGAGAUUAUACAGGGAGGUCAGGGUGAUGAAUCAUGGGAGGUUGCAGCUGCUCUGCAUAAACAGAUAAAUACAGAGGAUUAUUCAUCCAAUACACUGCCCUCUUUUGGUCAUGAACUGAAGAAUCCUCCAAAACGGUGGGUAUUGUCCAAGGAAAACUCUGUUGUGCCUCCAGAGUCAACAUCAUUUUUCCUUGCCGCAGUUGCAAGCGAGUCGGAUCCUCCAUUAAGACCAUUACCUAAUGCCAUGUUUCAUCAAUCCAAUAAACUUCGUGUGCUCAAGUUAUGCCGCUGCACCUUCAAUUUUUCCUCUCCUCCUUUUCAUUGUUGCCACAAGUUAAGAUUCCUUGGAUUAGAUAGUUGCCAGGAUCUACAACCAGAACAAGACAAGAAGCAAGAUAGACAAACAAUGGAUUUUUUUAAGAGCCUAUGGGUGAUAGACAUAUGCAAUACAGAUUGGGAUCUGCCUUCAUCACCAGAGAUAAUAGAGAAGAUGGCUGCAAACAUUAGGGAGGUACAUAUAAAGAAAGGAAGGAUUUGGUGCCACAGUUUUGCAUGGCGACAAUUGCAUAACCUUCACAAGCUUCGAGUAAUUGAGCCUACAAGCCCUUGGCAGACAGGCGAAAUGGAUGAAUUCACAGACAUGGUUAAGUUGGAGUUCCUUGACUUGGCUGGGGAUAGUACAAUUCAAGUUUUGCCAAGUAUGUCAGGGGCAACUAGUCUCAAGAUUUUGGUUCUUGAUGGUUGUGUUGGAUUGGAACAUGUUGGCCCUGAAGGACUGCCACCCUCACUUGAAUCCUUCAGCUUGGAUGCACGUGCCAGAGAGGAUCAUAAAAAGGAGGCCAAAAUCACUCGUAUCUCUUUGGCUGGUUGUGCAAGAUUGGUGAACUUCAGAUUGUGUGGAUCACUUCCACAUCUUGAGGACCUAGAUCUAUCAGGCACAUUGGUCAAAACACUAGACCUCAAAGAUCAGAUGGUGCAGGCUCGAAGACUCCAAAAAAUUAUUCUAUGGGGAUGUAUGCAGCUCCUUUCCAUUCUAUCGCCAGAAAAUGGUAUGCCAAAAGAUACAAUUUUACGUAUUGAUUGCUCAGUCUGUCAUGUUCAAGCAGAAUUUCAUCAAGCAUAUGCUACUAUAAUGGACAUAAGGUUUCUUCAGACCUUGGUAUUAGAGAGUAAUGUUGACUUCUGUUGGAAGAGUACUAGGUUCCAUUUGAAGCUAUGUGUCCCAGCUUGUAGCAACAAAGUUGAGGAUCAAAGCAAUAAGAAGAACACUGGCAUUGGUAGUAGCGCACCGCAGAUAAUGGGUCCUCCUCGACCAAAGUCAUUAAUACCCAAUGCUUACAUCACGUACAUGGAUGUCGUUGCUGACAACAUUACUGAUGAUGAUGGCUAUAAUAGUGCAUCGCAGUUUCAGCCGCUGGGCUCCCAUGUGGAGAUUGGUGAUGGAAUUAGUUUCACUAGAGUGGUGAGCACAGGAGCAAUGAAGGCUACCAUCUUUGUGAUGAACAAGGCCAAGUCGUUGCAUGUGCACGGCAAUUCUUCCGUCAGCACUGUCAUCCCGGAACACAUGAUGUCCAUAGAAAGUAAUGUACUUAUAUGGGAACAUCUGGAAUCUUGUCAUGUGGUGAGAUGCCCCAAGAUGCAUACGGUCUUCAAUACUAUCUAUCAAUACAUCAGAUUUCCAAACCUAGUGAACUUUUGUGCGGCUGAUCUCCCGACGACCCAUUGCAUUUGGAGCAAAGAGAGGACACUCAAUGCUGAAGAUAAUCUCUCCUUUGCGAAACUGCAGAGCAUACACCUGUUCUCCUGCCCGAGGCUCACAUUUGUCCUCGUGAUGUCGGUGCUAUACACCUUGAGAAGCUUGGAGACACUUCACAUUUCUUUUUGUGGUGAUCUGAGGAAAGUGUUCCCCGUGGAGCCAGAGAUUCUGACAAGAAUAGCUACGAACCAUAAAGGUGCAUUGGAGUUCCCAAACCUGAAGCGUAUCUACCUGCAUCAACUCUUCAAGCUGCAACAGAUAUGCGAGGCCAAGAUGUUUGCUCCCAAGCUUGAGACCAUCAGGGUAAGGGGAUGUUGGCGCCUUAGGUGCCUCCCGGUUGUCGGUUGCGACAGCCGUCCUGUUGUGGAUUGUGAGAAGGACUGGUGGGAGAAGCUGGAGUGGGACGGGCUGGAGGCUGGCCAUGACCCUUCCCUCUUGGAGGCACGCCACUCGGCGUACUACAAGAAGCCCCUGCCUAGAGGCUCAGUUCUCUGGUGAGCUGAACAAGCUGUUCAGGUUUGAUGGACGGAUGGCCGACGUAUCUCGCUGCUUUCAACCCUUCACACUGCAAGCCAAAUCGGGUGUGUUUUCUUGCCAAGAUGGUGGAAUGUGUGUUUCCCUUCCUGAAGAAAGAAUAAAGUGGUGCUUGCUUGAUGCCGCAAGACCUAUGUAUCAUUGUUGGUGUGGUUUGUUUUCUGCUCAUGUGUGUGCUGAGUAUGCCGCUCAGAUCUGAGUUUGCAAUGUGUGCUGUUAUUCAGAUUCAGUACAGCAGCAUAGCAUGUGUACGUAUGCUGGACUGAGAAUGCAAGGCUUGGUGUGACGUACAUGGAUUAUAUAUCAACUGAGUAUUUAUUUA